Dermacentor silvarum is the source of this 2194-nucleotide messenger RNA. RefSeq names its product T-box transcription factor TBX20-like. The transcript has 6 exons. The record is from RefSeq and is a predicted model, not a curated record. Gene Ontology annotation, molecular function: DNA-binding transcription factor activity, RNA polymerase II-specific; RNA polymerase II cis-regulatory region sequence-specific DNA binding. Bases 120 to 1763 code for a protein of 547 amino acids. Gene Ontology annotation, cellular component: nucleus. NCBI's taxonomy places the organism in Eukaryota, Metazoa, Arthropoda, Arachnida, Ixodida, Ixodidae. Gene Ontology annotation, biological process: heart development; positive regulation of DNA-templated transcription; cell fate specification.
UCUGUAGCGGCCAGCGCGAACGCACCGGCGGCACGCUCUAAUUAAUUGCGGCAACCAGCGGCGGCCAGCGGGCCCGACGCGCGUGUGGGCCUGACGGCGACGGACCCGAGUUGAGCCCGAUGCUGUUGUCUGUUGAGCGCGACGUGGUGAUGAUGCAAGAGGAGGCCGUCAAACCUCCGCCAUCGACGGCCAGCAGCGGACUGCGCGCCACCGACUUCUCGAUCGCCGCGAUCAUGGCGCGAGAGUCGCCCGGCCAGCCGGCCAGCGCCUCGUGGCCCUCGGCAGCCGCCAGCUCCGAACGGCUGCUGGAAGAGCCCGAGGAGGCGUCCCCGGGAAGCGCGGGCGAGUGCCGGCUGGCGACGGCCUCUUCGCCAGCGCCGUCCAGCGACGCCCCGCUGAGCCCGUGCGAGUCGCGGUCGCCAUCGCCCUGCCGUAGCACGGUGUCGCCGGCUGUGUCCACGCAAGGCGAGGACGGCGCGUCGUCCAGAGACUCCGGCGCGGGCACCAGCGGAGGCGGCGGCUCCUCUUCGUCCAAGGCAUCGAACAAUCCCUACGCGGCCGGUCUCAAGCCGCGCUGCAAUUCGGAGGAACUUGUGCACGUAGAUUGUCACCUCGAGAACAAGGACCUCUGGGACAAAUUUCACGAUCUCGGCACCGAGAUGAUCAUCACGAAGUCCGGAAGGAGGAUGUUCCCUACCGUACGAGUUUCCUUCUCCGGAGUGCAGCCCGACGCCCGGUACAUUGUGCUCCUGGACAUCGUUCCUGUGGACAACAAGCGGUACCGGUACGCGUACCACCGGUCUUCGUGGCUGGUGGCCGGCAAGGCGGACCCUCCGUCGCCGGCGCGCCUCUACGCGCACCCGGACUGUCCCUUCACGGGGGACCAGCUGCGCAAGCAGGUCGUCUCCUUCGAGAAGGUCAAGCUCACCAACAACGAGAUGGACAAGCAGGGACACAUUGUCCUGAACUCCAUGCACAAGUAUCAACCCCGUAUACAUCUGGUCAAACGUCGGCAUAACGCCCCGAAUGUUCCCGUUAACGAUCUCGAAGCUGAACAGUUUCGGACGUACGUGUUUCCCGAGACGGUCUUCACAGCUGUCACGGCGUACCAAAAUCAGCUGAUAACGAAAUUAAAGAUAGACAGCAACCCCUUUGCGAAAGGCUUCAGAGAUUCGUCGCGGCUUACAGAACUUGAAAGGGAGACGAUGGAGUCGCUCAUCACGGAUCACCCGUUCGCGCGCACGCCCCUGCGCACCUUCCUGGAGAAUGGCGGCGACCCCGAGACGGCGGCCUACCUGCACGAGAAGGGGCUGCUGGGCGGCCUGGGCCCGCCGUCGGCGGCCGCGGCCGUGGCACGGGCGUCUCUGCUCUGGAAGCCGCCCGGCAUGGAACUGUACGCGCAGCCGUCGCUGUACGCUCUCGGCGUGCGCGCCCCUCCGCCCGCGGGCAUCCCGGCCCAGCUGUGGUCCCAGUGGGCGGCGGCCGCUGCCGGCGCUGCCCUGCCGCCGCACCUGGCCUCGGUGCUGAGCGGCGGUGCGGCAGCCGCAGCCGCCGCGGCUGCGGCUGCGGGCGGCGCGCUCUUCCCGCCCAUGAUGCGGCCCGCGGCGUCGCACACCGAGACUCUGCACUCGCUCGGACUGUACCGCUACGCGCCCUACGUGUACCCGAAGAAGGACAGCCCGUCGGCCGCGGGCUCGCCGGCCACCACGCCAGACGCCAGCGACGCGGCGCCCACGUCCCCGCCGGGCGGCUUCCGCUCGUAACGACGGCCUAUUUAUCGGCUGCGGCCAUUAUUUAUAGACUGUGCGAACGGGUGCGCCGAUCGUGGAAGCCACCCGACAGCGCCCCGAGACGCGAAAGGGCCCCGGUCGUUCCGGCGACCGUCGACGCGCUCCGCUGCCGCCGUGUCCAUCUCGGCGGCCUCCGACUCCCGUUGCACCGCCACCGGCGAAAGGCGUGUGUGUGUGUGCUUGUGCCAGUGCCCCUGCAACUACGGACUUCCUCUCGGACUAUGACGAUACACGUGAACUGUCCUCGGACGCGAUUGUAUUUGUGCUCUUUGGAAUUGUGCAAUGUUCACCGAACAAAAGAAAUAUGUGCCUGAUGUAAAGGCGUUGGGGAGGGCAUCAUUCGUCUUAUUUUUUUUUUUUGUCCUCUUUUGUUCAAAUGACAAAAGAAUUAGUGCACACGGUUU